CAGUGGAGGACUUUACUUACGCCGUGUCUCACCACGAACACAGCGUCCCAACGUACGACAUUCUUGGCCGUCGAUCCUCCAACUCUAGCACGCCAUACCCUACUCCUGGCCACACCACACGGGUCAGGAGGAUCAUAUUGAUGCUGCCUCUAACCGCAGUCAUACUCAUCUUAGACGAAGAAAAACGUUUCCCAGAUCGCAAGAAAAAGUCAUCAGAGAAGCUAGAAAUAUUUACUACUCCAAAGAUAUACUACUGGAAAAUGAUACCCGCCUCAGCUCAUACGAAUUACGAUUAACACUUGUGUGGGCGCCAUGUGGGUCGAGGAUGGACCAUCCCAGUACAAGGUCUGGUCGGAAGGUCACUAAACUGCACGAUCUGGCCGCUGCAAGAGUCGUCCCUGACGUCAUCGUUGUAGGUAUCGGGACAUGGAUGUUGUUGAUGCGAUAUUAUGACGACGAGCUGGUCCCUUUCACUGAGCUGGACAUGUUGACUCGACCAGUGGUGGAGCCUCUCACUCGUCUUGCUUCUAGAACAACACUUCUCCUCUGGUCUCAAAGUCGUUACCGCUGGUUCAACUAUGAAGAAGUUUCGCCGGAAAUGACAGACCUUGAUGAAGUAUGGGAGAGAAAAAUUUAUUAUAACCAGUUCUCUGAUGCAAUCCCCUUUACCGACGCCUGGUUGUGGAGAUUACUGAGGUGGAGAUCCUUUUGA
This is a messenger RNA of Homarus americanus (American lobster), 712 nucleotides long. RefSeq lists its product as uncharacterized. Lineage: Eukaryota; Metazoa; Arthropoda; Malacostraca; Decapoda; Nephropidae. The transcript has 4 exons. The record is from RefSeq and is a predicted model, not a curated record. The coding region runs from base 326 to 712 and encodes 128 amino acids.